Molecule: messenger RNA, 327 nt
Organism: Humulus lupulus (European hop)
Lineage: Eukaryota; Viridiplantae; Streptophyta; Magnoliopsida; Rosales; Cannabaceae
Product: lysine-rich arabinogalactan protein 18-like
Exons: 2
Coding region: 1-327 (108 amino acids)
Source: RefSeq, a predicted model, not a curated record
AUGACGAAGCUUAGGGAUGAUGUAUUAGCUGGAGUAGCUAAGGACAAUUCCGUUUCAGAGAUGGUCAUGUCUGCCGAAGACCCAUUUCAUCUGUACAGCCAGCCCAAAACUACUGCUCCUGCGAGCAGAAAGAAGGAGAGCAGGCAGCACCCUGGGGAAAGCAGCAGCAAUCCCUCAAGGAAAAGGACUCGGACCGAGGAUCCUCCUAUUCCUAUUCCUUCCAAGGAAACGACAUCUCCUCCAGCUCCCGUCGACCAGACUUCUCCGCCAACACCCGUCGACCAGAAUCCUCCCCCAUCUCCCGCCGACCAGACUCUUCCUGAUUAG